AAAACGUCCCAGAAAUCUAUUCAAAUUCACGCCAUCUCUGAUCUGUCACCUGCUGCGAUGGCUGUGUCCUUGUCAAGCAACCCUGCUGGGAAGGACAGGAGUUACCAUUUCGACCCACUCAAAGGAAGCCCUGCCCGGGUGUCCGGUUUCUACCCAUCGCUCCCCAACGUGCAGUACAUGGAUGUCUUCAAGAGCACACACAACCUCUUCCACCCACUCAAGUCGCUUGGACGCCUGGUCACGGAGACACAAACAGUCAUGCCGUUCAGCUUCGCCGGAGCCCCGAGACUUUUUGCUCAGAAUGGACAUCAAGCGGCCAUCCUCCACGAACAGGUCUUGAACAUGGCCGGUUUUCCGUACUUCAACAGAGUGCCUCCUAUUUUCCCUAAACACGAGGACCUAUCACAAGUGGCUUCUGAUCAUUCCCCUGGAUCGGUGUCAGAAUUCAGCAGUCCGUCCAGUCAAAAAUCCUCUUUCGAGUCCUGCUCACCUUCUAAAGACAGUGCACUUUACCUGCACAAAGCAGACCCAGAAACCGAACAAACACACACUUACUGUUUCACAGAAGAGGACCUCUUCAAUGUCCUGUACGGCUACUCCAAGAACCAGGAAAAAAAUGUUGGCCAUGCCAUCUCGGGAGUUGCCUUUCCUGGAAAUUCAGUCCACGAAACUCAGCACCUCUCGGUGGAUGUGGAUUCUCUUGAACUUCCAGAAGGUUUGUCAAUUAUUCAGACUACUUGUGGAAAUGUUUCCCAUUAUGGGGUGUUUGCGGACAAAACAGCCAUACCGAAAGGCACCAGAUUUGGGCCGUUCACAGGAAAGCUAGUUAACACCAGCGAGAUUAAAACCUACGACGACAACACACUCAUGUGGGAGAUCUUUGAAAAUGGACGCUUGAGUCACUUCGUAGAUGGCCGUGGGGCGUCUGGAAACUGGAUGUCUCUUGUGAAGUGCGCCCGCUUCCCCGAGGAGCAGAACCUGGUGGCGGUGCAGAACCAGGGGCAGAUUUUCUAUGAGGCGUGCAAAGAUAUUAAGCCGCAGCAGGAGCUGUUGGUCUGGUAUGGCGACUGCUAUGUGCAAUUCCUGGGCAUCCCUCUCACUCUAAAAGAAUUCAUCGACAACAACUUUGAGCAACUACCGCCUGAAGAUUCUGGGGAGGGGUUUAAGUGUGACCGGUGCGGGAAGGUGUUCGCCUACAAAUACUACAGAGACAAGCACCUGAAAUACACGCGGUGCGUCGACCAAGGGGACAGGAAAUUUCCCUGUCACCUUUGCACAAGGUCUUUCGAAAAGAGGGACCGGCUCAGAAUACAUAUCCUCCACGUCCACGAGAAACACAGGCCGCACAAGUGCACCGUGUGUGGCAAAAGUUUCUCCCAGUCAUCCAGCCUGAACAAACACAUGCGCGUCCACUCGGGGGAGAGACCAUACAAGUGUGUUUACUGCAAUAAGGCUUUCACCGCGUCCAGCAUCCUUCGCACUCAUAUCAGACAGCAUUCCGGCGAGCGCCCUUUCAAGUGUAAGCACUGCGGGAAGGCCUUCGCAUCUCACGCCGCUCACGACAGCCACGUCCGGCGCACCCAUGCCAAAGACAAACCCUUCCCCUGUGAUGUUUGUAAGAGUUCCUUCCAAGACUUCCAAGAACUCAAAUUUCACAUGACGAGUCAUAAAAAACAACCACUGGUAGAAACAGCCGUUUCCUCAGACGUUCAAGUGAACCAACCACUGGAUGAAAACUCUGUCUUUCCUACGACCAAAGAUAUCACCCUUGCACAAAGACACAUCGGAGAACAUUUUCCCUACACUGGACUCGUUACACUCAACAAAGAAUACCGUCCUUGGAAUUAAAACGAAUUCAAAAACGAAACACCAAAGACUGAUGUAGCUAAACCAUAGACAUGAAAUCGCUGCUAUUCAUGUAGGUCUUAUUUCCUUAUUUAAACAUAUAGACUAUUUAAUGUUAUCAAGAAGUUUUAUCAUUUUCGUUUAAGCUAAUUUAUUUAGUAGAGUAGCGUACGUUUGGGAACGUCUAUUUUCUACUGAGUCAGGUGAAAGCUGCAUUUGUUUUUUCUUAUGCGUUGUUAUAAUUGCGUUUUUUCGCACAGAUUUAGUUUUCCAAAUAGUGAUUAUUUAAAAUAUCAUACACUACACCGUGUUUUCAUUAGCACAAGUGUCACCAAAGGGAUGUUAAUUAUAUUAUAUAACUAUCUUAAAUGCGACCGUUUGUGCGCUUUCAUGUGAAAUCAUAAUACUGGUGUUUGAUAUGCAUACCUUGCGCAGUGGCUACCUCUACAGUGAUAUUAUUUAUGUUGUCAAAUUCGUGUAAUAUUUUUUGUAUUUAAUAAGUGUAUUUGUGAGGCUGCAAAAGCAAUAUAAAUAUUUGUCUGUGUAAAAGUUAUUG
Molecule: messenger RNA, 2401 nt
Organism: Clupea harengus (Atlantic herring)
Lineage: Eukaryota; Metazoa; Chordata; Actinopteri; Clupeiformes; Clupeidae
Gene: prdm14
Product: PR domain containing 14
Exons: 8
Coding region: 58-1848 (596 amino acids)
Biological process (GO): regulation of transcription by RNA polymerase II
Cellular component (GO): nucleus
Molecular function (GO): protein binding; RNA polymerase II transcription regulatory region sequence-specific DNA binding
Source: RefSeq, a predicted model, not a curated record